CAGCCCUCACAUCCUAAAUGAGCCUCAUUUGCUGGCAACACUUCAUUUCAGCUGAAAGCCCAUCCUGUCUAGCCGCCUGUGCCCAACUCCUGGCUGCUGCACACUCUCCCUCAUCCCCAGCAGAGGAUGGAAUCCCACAGUCUCAUCACAAAGCAAAGCUGAGAGUCCUGGAAAGUGGGCACUUGUGGGGGGUAUUCCUCAUGGAUUUGAGAGCCACCGAGAAGCCAUCUGAAAGGGUAGAUUAUUUGCAGACCUGGGCACCUGUCACCAGGAGGGGUAUCCUCUCAGCCCCCCUGAUUGCCCAUCACACAACCCUGCACAGCAAAGUGGCACAAGUUUGUGGUGUGUGGCAAGCUGUGCCUGCAGGGGCAGAAUCCUGGCAUGCUGAGGAGAAGGAAACAACUCACAAGUAGUGGCAAGACGAAGCUCUGCGUCCAUAGAGAAUCGCAUUAGACACAUAUUCCCCUAGAUCUGGAUCUCUAAGGAGUAAGGCAGAGGGAUCAUGGGGGAACAUGGAAGACUUAAGCCUCUAAAUUUGGAAUUUGAAUGAAUUUCUUUUUAACUACUACAGUCCUGUCACGUUGUAUUUGCGGAUCAUUAGGUUGGAUUAGCAAAAGAAUAAGCCAUGGUGUUGGAAAAAGUCUACUUUAUCCUUAAAGUGCUGCUGAUAACUAUACUAGUGGUGGAAGGAAUUGCAGUGGCGCAGAGAACACAAGAUGGACCAAACAUAGGAGCCAAGCACAUUCCAGUCACUCAGUGUGGCACUUGGGUGAGAACCAGUAAUGGAGGACAUUUUGCAUCACCAAAUUUUCCCAACACUUAUCCUCCCAACAAGGAAUGCGUCUAUAUUUUAGAAGCUGCUCCACGCCAAAGAAUAGAACUGACAUUCGACGAACCUUAUCAUAUAGAGCCUUCUUUUGAAUGUCGGUUUGAUAACUUAGAGGUACGAGAUGGGCCAUUUGGCUUUUCCCCACUCAUUGACAGAUAUUGUGGUCUAAGGAGCCCAACAAUGAUUCGAUCAACAGGAAGAUUUAUGUGGAUCAAGUUUUCCUCAGAUGAAGAACUGGAAGGUUUAGGAUUUCGUGCAAAAUACUCUUUUAUACCUGAUCCAGAUUUCAGCUAUCUUGGAGGCAUUCUAAGUCCUAUACCAGAUUGCCAAUUUGAGCUGUCAGGAUCUGAUGGGAUAAUUCGCUCCAGUCAGGUGGAACAAGAGGAAAAACUGAAAUCUGGCCAAGCAGUUGACUGUAUCUGGACAAUCAGAGCGCCUCCAAAAUCUAAGAUAUACUUGAGAUUUCUGGACUAUCAAAUGGAACAUUCCAAUGAAUGUAAACGCAAUUUUGUAGCUGUGUACGAUGGCAGCAGCUCUAUAGAGAAUCUGAAGGCCAAGUUCUGCAGCACUGUAGCCAACGAUGUGAUGCUGCAGACAGGCACUGGGGUUGUACGAAUGUGGGCAGAUGAAGGCAGCAGACUCAGUCGAUUCAGGAUGCUUUUUACAUCGUUUAUGGAGCCUCCUUGUCUGGGCAACUCUUUCUUUUGUCACAGCAACAUGUGCAUCAAUAAUUCUUUGGUCUGCAAUGGGAUUCAAAACUGUGCGUACCCUUGGGAUGAAAAUUACUGUAAAGAAAAGAAAGAAUCUGGGUUGUUUGAACAAAUAACAAAGACUCAUGGGACAAUUAUUGGAAUUACUUCAGGGAUUGUGUUGGUUCUUCUGAUAAUUUCCAUUCUUGUACAAGUAAAGCAGCCUCGUAAGAAAAUUAUGGCUCGGAAAACAACAUUCAACAAAACUGGAUUCCAAGAAGUUUUUGAUCCCCCUCACUAUGAGUUGUUCUCGCUAAGGGAUAAAGAAAUCUCUGCAGAUCUUGCUGAUUUGUCUGAAGAACUUGAGAACUACCAAAAAACAAGACGUUCUUCAACAUCAUCUCGGUGUAUUCAUGACCAUCACUGUGGAUCACAAACUGCAACGUUGAAACAGAGCAGGACCAAUCUCAGCUCAAUGGACCUUCCAUUUCGCAAUGAUUUUGCGCAGCCACAGCCUAUGAAAACAUUCAAUAGUACCUUCAAGAAAAGUACCUACACGUUUAAACAAGCCCACGACUGUCCUGACCAAGGCAUAGAAGACAGAGUAAUGGAAGAGAUCCCGUGUGAGAUAUAUGUUCGUGGCCGAGAAGAAUGUUCCCAGGGUACAAUUUCUAUCGACUUCUAGCUACAUUCCAGAAAAUUAUGGUCCAAAAUAUAAAUCAAUAUAUAUUUUUAAGACUAUAAAGAACUCACAUUUCAUUUUCUAGUACUGAAAAAGGAGACUCAAAGAAACUUAUGAUAAUUGUAAAAUAAAGCUCUAUAUUUUUUUGAGCAAAAACAAAAAAAGUGAAAGUUUUGCAUGGAAUUAAUGUUCUGUACAUAUGAGAUUAUAAAUUUCAAAGUACACUCACAGUUGCCGAAGCAAAUUACAUUUGAUUGAUAUGUCAUUCUCACAGAUUGUAUUUGCCUUCAGUCCUUUAACACAGGAGUUUGUCUACCUUCAAAUUUUAGGGCCAAAUAAGGUGCUAACGUCACACAGAAAAAAGGUUUCCAAAAAACAAAAAAGGUAAAAAAAAAAACCUUCUCAAAAUAUUAGUACACAUUUAAACUGAUAGGUGACUCUAAGAUUUUUUAGUGAAUUGUGUACCCUGGAAAGAAAAUUCUGGAGUACAAAAAAACAAAAAAAUAAAACAAAACAAAAAAAGAAAAAUUAAUUAAACAAAAGUAUGUGUUGUUUUUUUUGUUUUUUCAUUUUUUUUAUUAACUUGGGCCUGUGGAAUGCUUUUAAUUUAUCAUGUACCAAGCUUUCAUGUUUAUUAUUGCUUGAUGUCCCACAUUAAAGGAGUUUAUAAACCUA
This is a messenger RNA of Bombina bombina (fire-bellied toad), 2875 nucleotides long. RefSeq names its product neuropilin and tolloid like 2 (gene NETO2). The transcript is spliced from 9 exons. The record is from RefSeq and is a predicted model, not a curated record. Gene Ontology annotation, molecular function: protein binding. The coding region runs from base 626 to 2203 and encodes 525 amino acids. Lineage: Eukaryota; Metazoa; Chordata; Amphibia; Anura; Bombinatoridae.